Messenger RNA from Morone saxatilis (striped sea-bass), 5075 nucleotides. It is a transcript of the gene brpf1, whose product is annotated as bromodomain and PHD finger containing, 1. Gene Ontology annotation, cellular component: MOZ/MORF histone acetyltransferase complex. Gene Ontology annotation, molecular function: protein binding. Gene Ontology annotation, biological process: regulation of transcription by RNA polymerase II. The record is from RefSeq and is a predicted model, not a curated record. The transcript is spliced from 16 exons. NCBI's taxonomy places the organism in Eukaryota, Metazoa, Chordata, Actinopteri, Moronidae. The coding region runs from base 742 to 4665 and encodes 1307 amino acids.
UCGGUGAGGUCAAAGUGACACCUCUCUUUGUGUAGCUAACGUCUUGCCCUGUGAAUACAAUGUAGCAGGCGAAUUAAACCAACCUACUCAACGUUGCUGAGCCCAGUGAAACCACCGUGUGCGUCCGAUUCAGACACGAAAUAAAACCAACAGAAGCUAAUAAAAGCUCGUUUGUAACGUUAAAGUCGUGAGCAGCGCCGGGUUGCUGCAUCCUCCGUAGCUCCGCUCUUUGCACAAGGAUUUGGUGUUGUUGUUUGCUAGCUGCUGUUAGCAUGCUGGCUAGCAGCGUCAGGCUGCAAUGUUUCAUUGUUUGAGGAGGAAGCAUCAGCAAAGUGCUGCGGCUAACGUUAGCUGGAUUUAAAUGCGUUACAAGUCGUAUGUUUAGCGUUUGGGGAUUUUUUUUUUUAAAACUGAAUUGUGUCCUGCGCUUUGUUUGCAUUAGCCAGGUUUUGUUGGAACUCGUUGGCUGUAAACAAGCUUGAGAUUGCUGCCAACUGGACUCCCUGUUUGUUUCCCUGCACGUUAACUGAAUAUAACCAGGAGCAAACAUAUUGACCUAAACUGCACCUGCCAUUGGGUACCAGAACAUAAUAACAUGUUUGCUACUGGGAAUAAGGGGCAUGGUCACGUGACUACCAUAACAGGUGCACAAUGUGGAGGCACGACUUGUGUCCGACUACUAAAGUCCCAGUGACAAUGUAAACCUGAACAGCAUCUGUCCCAGCAGUGGCUGUUGGCACAAUGGGGCUGGACUUUGAUGUAAAGACAUUCUGUCACAAUCUGCGGGCCACCAAGCCCCCUUACGAGUGCCCCGUGGAGACUUGCCGUAAGGUCUACAAGAGCUACAGUGGCAUUGAGUAUCACCUCUACCACUAUGACCACGACAACCCAACUCCUGCACAGGCUGUCCCCCAGAAGAAGAGAAAGGGACGGCCUCCUCGCGCCUCCUUGGCCGGGUCAGGGGAUACGGACGAUGGUGGAGGUAAUGGAGGUGGAGGACCGGGGCAUGGGGGGAACACGCCUGGUAGCCCCAACCGGUCGGAGCGCUCCCACUCCCCUGGCAGAGAGACUAUGACCUAUGCCCAGGCACAGCGCAUGGUGGAGCUGGACAUCCAAGGACGGAUCCACCGCAUUAGCAUCUUUGAGAACAUUGACGUGGUGUCCGAGGAAGACAGCGAUGCGGAGGAUGCUCCGCCGUCUGGUCCUGGUGGCGGUGGUGGAGGAGUGUGUAACGGUAGUGAUGGUGGAGGUGGAGGUAGCGAGGUAGGAGGCAGUGGCAAGGACCGCCCAGAUAUCCCAUCUUCCAAUGGGGGCAAAUCCACUCCGAAGUCUGGGAAGCAUAAGAGUAAAGAAAAGAAGAAGGAUGGCUCAUCUCAUCACCACAGCGCUCAGUCUGGUCCUGCAGUGAAGCUCCCCGAGGCGGUUUUCAGAGAACUGGACCAAGAGAGACCUGACGCUCCUCCUCGGCCAUCAUCUUACUACAGGUACAUUGAUAAGUCUGUGGAGGAGCUGGAUGAGGAGGUAGAGUAUGACAUUGAUGAGGAGGACUACAUCUGGCUUGACAUCAUGAACGACAAGCGGCGGCGUGACGGCGUGACACCCAUCCCUCAGGAGGUCUUUGAGUAUCUCAUGGACCGCCUAGAGAAGGAGUCCUACUUCGAGAGCCACAACAAGGCAGACCCCAGUACCCUAAUCGAUGAAGAUGCUGUGUGCUGCAUCUGCAACGAUGGAGAGUGUCAGAACAGCAACGUGAUCCUGUUCUGCGACAUGUGCAACCUGGCGGUACACCAAGAGUGCUACGGUGUUCCCUACAUCCCAGAGGGCCAGUGGUUAUGUCGUCGCUGUCUGCAGUCGCCAAGUAGAGCUGUGGACUGUGCUCUCUGUCCCAACAAGGGAGGAGCUUUCAAACAAACAGACGAUGCACGCUGGGCACAUGUAGUGUGUGCCCUCUGGAUCCCAGAGGUCUGCUUCGCUAACACAGUCUUUCUGGAGCCAAUCGAUAGUAUUGAGCACAUUCCUCCUGCACGCUGGAAGCUCACCUGCUACAUCUGCAAGCAGCGUGGUUCCGGCGCCUGCAUACAGUGUCACAAAGCCAACUGUUACACGGCCUUCCACGUCACCUGUGCCCAGCAGGCGGGCCUCUAUAUGAAAAUGGAGCCCGUCAGAGAGACCGGGGCCAAUGGCACCUCUUUCAGCGUCCGCAAGACGGCUUACUGUGACAUCCACACGCCCCCAGGAUCAGCCCGACCUUUGGCGGGGGUAGGCGGGGCCAGCAUGGGCUCAUCUCACAGUGAAGGAGAGCUGGAGGAGGAUGACGAGCCCAGCAUUGGCCCUGAUGAGGACUCCAAGGGCUGGAGCUCUGAGCGCGCCAAGAGGGCGAAGGCCAAGUCCAGGCUGAAGAUGAAAAGAGCGAGGAAGAUCUUAGCUGAGAGGAGAGCUGCUGCACCAGUGGUAUCUGUGCCCUGCAUACCUCCCCACAGGCUGAGUAAAAUCACCAGUAAUUUAACGGUACCCAGAAAGAGCCAGUUCAUGCAACGACUUCACAGCUACUGGACCCUGAAGAGGCAAAGUCGUAAUGGUGUACCUUUGCUACGCCGGCUUCAAACCCACCUGCAGUCACAACGACAUAUUGACCCACUCCCACCACAACCUCCAUCACAGCUCCCUCCGGUGUUGCAGAGAGACAGCGAGGAGAAACAGUCGGCUUUAAAGGAGCAGCUGAAGGCCUGGCAGAGACUGAGACACGACCUGGAGAGAGCCCGGCUGCUGGUGGAGCUCAUCCGCAAGAGGGAAAAACUCAAGAGGGAGACGAUUAAAGUACAGCAGAUGGCGCUGGAGAUGCAGCUUACUCCCUUCCUGGUGCUGUUGAGGAGUACGUUGGAACAGUUACAGGAAAGAGACACUAACAACUUUUUCACUGAGCCUGUACCGCUGGCAGAGGUGCCAGACUACCUGGACCAUAUUGACACUCCAAUGGACUUCCAGACCAUGUGGAACUUGCUGGAAUCCCAUCGCUACCUCACUUUUGAGGCCUUUGAGGCAGACUUUGGCCUCAUUGUGAACAACUGCCUCAAGUACAACGCCAAGGACACAGUCUUCUACCGUGCUGCCCUGCGCCUCAGAGAGAUGGGCGGGGCCGUCAUAAGAACCGCCAGACGCCAAGCUGAACGGAUAGGCUUUGACUAUGAGACGGGCAUGCACCUCCCCCGAGAGCCAAGCCCGAACAGUCAGCGCGACCAAGAGAGAGACCGAGAGAGGGAGCGGCAGAGGGAGCGAGAGAGAGAGCGGCAGAGGGAGCGGGAACGAGAAAAAGACGGGUUACUGUCCUCUAAUGAAGAUGACCUGCUUCUGCCAGAGAACAGGCGACGGCUACCACUGGAGGAGCAGCUGCAUUACCUGCAGGCGCGUCUCGAUGAGGUCAGCUCGGGAAGGCACAGCAUCGGUCAGUCUCGUAGAGCCAAAGCUCUGAGGAAGGAGAUCAGUGUUAUCAAGAGGAAGCUUGCACACCAGCGAGAAGGAGGCUCCGCUAUGGGAGGCCGGGAGUCUGUGGGAGGAGGAGACAGGGGUUCUUCCCUACCCCAUCACACAUCUUCUUCGGGACACCACGAUGAAGGGGGAGAAAGCAGCAGCCAGGAGAUUGGUGGGAAAGAUCUGAGCGUGUCCUCGUCUGCUCUGGCUCCAGAGGUGGGUCGUCGGACGUCUGUCCUCUUCUCUAAGAAGAACCAAAAAAUGGCUGGACCCCCUAAAAGGCCAGGACGUCCCCCGAAGAACCGUGAUGCUGGCUAUGGGGGGGCGGGGGUGAGCCAAAGCCCCAUCGGCCCCCCUCAGCUGCCCCUGCUGUCAACAACCCGGCCGAGGAAGAGGCCCCGGAGCCCCCACAGCAGCUCCAGCUCCGACAGCGACAGUGACAACGAUGACCUGCUCCCAGGUUUGCCAAGUAACGGUUUUGAUGGAGGAAACCAGCCAGUAACGGAGAGCUUCCGCGUCUACAGAAAUGAGCCUCGUCUCCCUCGUUCUAGUUCAGACUCUGAGUCCACAACCAGUAGCAGCAGCAGCGCAGCUUCUGACAGAACCAGUACGACCCCCUCUAAGCAGGGCAGAGGGAAGGCGUCGUUCUCUCGCUCUGCCUUCCAGGAGGAUAGCAGUGAGGAGACGUCGGGCACUGAAAACGAUUCCUACUCCGUCGGAGGAUCACGCAGCGUGUCGCAUUUGGUUCGAGGCCGGGCCAGGUCAGGGUGUUGGAUGACCUCUGAUGACUAUUCUUCUCUGGAAGCUCUGGACCUGGUGUGGGCCAAGUGCAGAGGCUAUCCUUCAUAUCCGGCUCUGAUAAUUGACCCGAAGAUGCCCAGGGAGGGGGUGUUCCACCGGGGUGUUCCAAUCCCUGUCCCCCCUUUGGAUGUGCUAAAACUAGGGGAGCAGAUGACCCAGGAGGCCAGGGAGCACCUGUUCCUGGUCCUCUUCUUUGACAACAAGAGAACUUGGCAGUGGUUGCCGCGCUCUAAGCUGGUGCCGCUCGGGGUGGACCAGGAGCUGGACAAGGAGAAGAUGCUGGAGGGCAGGAAAUCCAACAUCCGCAAAUCGGUGCAGGUGGCCUACCACCGUGCGAUGCAGCACCGCAGCAAAGUGCAGGGAGACCCCAGCAGCGAGACCAGUGACAGUGACUAAACACAAACGCUAUGUGUUGGACCUUACAGGUGUCGUGGAGUAUAUGUGUCUCUAUCGAGAGCCCAACCCUCCGUCACAGAACACAAGAAACAGUGCCAGUAGCACAUAGUGGGAUCUACAUCCACUACAUUGGCCCCCCAAGAUACACACACUCACACACACUAAGCCGUAUUUAAUCUGACAUGUAAAAUAUUGUAUUUAAGAGAAUUGAAAAAAAAAUGGUAUUAAUAAUAAUGAUGGAAAAAUAUGCUAUGUUCAGAAACAUCAAUCAAAAAUAUUCCUUGUAUGUGGUCGAUAUAUGUUUAAUAACUAAUGAGAUGAUGGUUUACAUACUCAACAAAUUAACACACUGUUGCACUAUGAUGCACACACGACUCUGCCUCUCCCUGUUAUUCUUAAACAUACAUUCA